Mugil cephalus (flathead mullet) is the source of this 2394-nucleotide messenger RNA. RefSeq names its product solute carrier family 22 member 4-like. Gene Ontology annotation, molecular function: transmembrane transporter activity. The record is from RefSeq and is a predicted model, not a curated record. Gene Ontology annotation, biological process: transmembrane transport. The transcript has 10 exons. NCBI's taxonomy places the organism in Eukaryota, Metazoa, Chordata, Actinopteri, Mugiliformes, Mugilidae. Gene Ontology annotation, cellular component: membrane. The coding region runs from base 364 to 1998 and encodes 544 amino acids.
UGGCUCUCAGCGCGCCUGGAAAAAACAAGUUUGACAAGUUAUUCAAGUCCUCUUCAUGUUUCACAGUGUCGCUUCCUUAUUAUUUGAUUGUUAUGGGUUUUUUUUAGCACUACUGGGAUUCCCAUGGCAUUCUGCAGGAUGGUUAGAACAAAAAAAAUAAAAAAUUCAGUGACAAGUUGUUAAACAGGUUCAUACAGAAGAAGGUGUAGGAGGAGUUCAUUUAAAAGGGGAGUUAACUUGGGGUGGAGUGUGCAUCAUAACUCCUAAAGCGCUGCCAGCGCUACACGAGAAACUGAGACUGUACAGGACACAUUUGCAGGAAGAACAAUACACCUCGACGAACGAGGGAGAAAUUGUUUCAAUAUGAAGGAUUAUGCCGACGCUGUUGCUUUUCUGGGUCAGUGGGGACGCUUCCAGCGGACCCUCUUCUUCCUGCUUUGUGCCACCCUUUUGCCCAAUGGAUUCAGCUCUUUCACUCUCGUCUUCCUGACUGAUGUACCAAGUCACCACUGCCUGGUACCUGUCAUCAACCUCACUGAAGAAUGGCGUGAAAGCAUCAUCCCAAUAGAAGUGGUGAAUGGGAAACAGGAGCUGAGCAGAUGCAGCAGAUACAGGCUGGAUGUGGUCAGAAAUCUUUCUGCUCAGGGAUACGUUCCUGGCAGAGACGUUAACCUCACCGACCUGGAGCAGGAGAGCUGUGUGGACGGGUGGAGCUACAGUCAAGACAUCUACCAGUCUACUCUAGUCUCUGAGUUUGACUUGGUUUGCAGCCAGCAGUGGAAGCGUCCGUUCACCUCCACCAUUUAUUUUGUGGGAGUUCUUUUUGGAUCGUUCUUCUCAGGACAGCUGUCAGACAGGUAUGGAAGGAAGCCUGUACUUUUCGCAACUAUAUUUGUGCAGACAUUGUUUUCCUUUAUUCAAGUCUUCUCUGUUUCAUGGAUCAUGUUCAUCUUACUUCUCUUCAUCAACGGUUUGGGACAGAUAUCCAACUUUGUUGCUGCUUUAGUGCUGGGCGCUGAGAUCUUGACAGGCCAUGUGCGUGUCCUUUACUCAUCUCUGGGCUCGUGUUUAGGAUUUGCUCUUGGCUACAUGAUGCUGCCUCUCUGUGCUUACUUUUUAAGGGACUGGAAAUCUCUAUUGCUGGCAUGUUCUGUACCGUGCUUGGUAUACAUCCCUUUCUGGUGGUUCAUCCCAGAGUCUCCCCGUUGGUUAAUUUCUCAAGGGAGAGUUGAGGAUGCUGAGGCCGUGGUGAGAAAGGCCGCCGUGCAGAACAAAGUCAAAGCUCCGACGGUCAUUUUCGAAGAUUGCAACAUCGAUGAGGAAAAGACACAUGUGAAGAAAGGGAAACAACACGUCAGCGCCCUUGUCCUUCUAAAGCAGGGCAACAUCAGAACCAAGACACUCAUCCUCUCCUUGGUGUUGUUUGCAAUGACAACUGGCUACUAUAGCCUGGCCUUCAGUACAGCCCAACUCCACGCUGACCCUUACUUGAGCUGCUUCUUCUCAGCGCUUGUAGAGAUUCCAGCCUACAUUUCUAGCUGGUUGGCUCUGCGAUACUUUCCACGACGGCUGUCCGUGAUCACUACCUUGAUCUUUGGAGCAAUUCCUCUGUACUUGAUCCAACUGGUGCCAGAAGGCUUAUCAAAUCUGUCUCUUGCACUGGAGAUAGGGGCUAAAUUUGCACUGACCACCGGCUCCUCCCUGAUGUUCGCCUACACCACAGAGCUUUACCCGACGAUGCUCAGGAACACAGCGACAGGCACAUGUACGACUGUGUCCAGAAUUGGAUGUUGCAUUAGCCCCUUUUUGUUGAAUCUGAAUAUAUACUUUAAACACCUGCCUUACAUCAUACUGGCGACUCUGGCUGCCGUGUCUGCCUUUGCAGCAUUUUUCCUUCCAGAGAGUUUUAAUAAACCUCUGCCUGAAACUCUUCAAGAAAUGAACGAAAGAGAAGGCUUCAGGUGCAGGCUGAUUAGAGGGAGCCCUGGAGGACGCUGAUUGGGCGAAUCCGGACGGCAGCGGUUUCAAAAGUGGAGCCGGCACCAACCUCUCUCUCUCUGUUGCUGGCUCGUCCUGGCUUUCUGGCAUCAUCAACACCGUGGUCAUCUCCCCCACAACUCUCCGACUCCAGACGAUCUGGCAUUCCUGGCAUUAGUGUUAUCUUCGCUUCUGUGCUGCUGAGAUUCUGUAUCUCACUUGUAAAUAUUGUAAAUAGUAUAGACAUUGUGGAGUCCCAUUUUUAUUUUGUACCAUCUUUUCUCCUGUUUUUUGGAUCAGGAGUGAGGUUAGAAACCUGUUUUUUUGUAGGCAAGUGAGUUUAUUGUUUUAGCCGAUGCUCUCCCCGAAGUCCUUAUUUCCGUUUGGGUAAAUAAAUCCCCUCCUUUUUGGACUGCG